AAAAAAAAAAAAACGGUCGACGGCGAAGAUCCGAGCGGGACCGGAAUAGUCACGAUGAUUAUGAUGAACUCGCCAAGGAAUCAGUUUGUUCAGGGUAAAUAAAACUGGGAGAAUCAAGAAGAGUGGAAACUUCCGUAAGCAUUGAGAGUUGAAUCAGUUCAGGUAUUUUGGAAAAGUUAGCAACAGAUAAAGUUAAUACUAUAAAGUAAGAAACACUUUUAGACUUUGUUAGCGACUGGCGAGUCAAUAUUUGUCUAAUAAGUGGGGACAAGUUUGACGCAAGUGGCACACAUCAUUGGUUACAGAGAGAGAAUUAGGUAGGUGAUGGACAAGUCUACUAAAUAUAGCUUUUCACAAUUGAGUAUUGUUUUCUUUCUCUCUAAAGACACACCAGACCAAGAAACCAGGCACCAUAGUUACAAAACAAACUACUAGAAUGAUGAUUGCAAGCUCUUCUGGUAUUGUUUUCUUUCUCUUGUUGUGUUCCCUCGUUCUACACACUCUUGCAGCAUCUCCUAGGCUUCUUCACUAUUGCCGUCUUGACCAAAGGGAUGCUCUUCUCGAGUUCAAACACGAGUUCAACCACGACGAGUUUACAGAUCCAUUGUUAAGUUCGUGGAACCAGAGUAGUGAUUGCUGUCUUUGGAGUGGUGUCACGUGCGAUGCUAGAUCCGGCGAGGUGAUUUCACUUGACCUUGUUCAUGUCCUUCUUAACAACCCUUUGAAACCAAAUAGUGGUCUUUUCAAACUCCAACAACUUAAGAACCUAACUCUUAGUGAUUGCCGUCUCUAUGGAGAGAUUACUUCUUCACUAGGAAACCUUUCUCGUCUCACCCAUCUUGACCUUUCGAGUAAUCAACUGACAGGUGAAGUUCUUGCUUCAAUCAGUAACCUAAACCAACUUAGAGACCUUUUAAUUUCUGAUAACAGCUUUAGUGGUGAUAUACCUACUUCAUUUGCAAAUUUCACAAAGCUGUCUACUCUAGACAUCUCAAACAACCUAUUCACAUUGGAAAAUUUCCCUUUCGUACUACCAAAUCUAACCAGCUUGUCCUCCUUAAACAUUGCCUCUAAUCACGUUAAAUCCACGCUUCCAUCUGAUUUGAGCAGACUCCACAACUUGGAAUAUUUUCUCAUGCGUGAGAAUUCUUUUUCCGGGACUUUUCCUACAUCUUUGUUCACGAUUCCUUCGUUACAGUAUGUUGAUUUGGAAGGAAACCAGUUCAGUGGACAUAUAAAGUUUGGGAAUAUAUCUUCAUCGUCUAGUCUUUGGAAUAUAUACCUUGCUAAUAACAAAUUCGAUGGUCCAAUCCCUGAAUCUGUAUCUAAGAUUAAGAGUCUCAUAGCACUAGAUAUCAGCAACAACAACUUAGUUGGGACAAUCCCAACUUCUAUAUCAAAGUUAGUCAACCUCCAGCAUCUUAGUCUUUCAUACAAUAAGUUACAAGGCCAAGUACCAGGUUUCAUAUGUGGAUUGAUAACAGCGACACUUUCCCACAAUUCUUUCAACAGUUUUGGAAAGCCAUCAUCAUCUUCCGGCCGAGAAGGACUGUUUGAGUUGGAUCUUGGUUCAAAUUCACUUGGAGGACCAUUUCCGCAAUGGAUCUGCAACCAAAGGUUCUUAAAGUUCUUGGAUUUGUCCAACAAUCUUUUCAACGGCUCAAUCCCUCCUUGUUUUAAACAUUCAACUUAUUGGCUUAAAGGGCUUGUUCUACGUAACAACAGCUUCAGCGGGAUCCUUCCAGACGUAUUUGUCAAUGCUAGCAUGUUAUUCUCAGUUGACGUUAGCUUCAACCUGUUGGAAGGAAAACUUCCAAAAUCACUGAUGAAUUGCUCUGUUAUUGAACUUGUGAAUGUGGGAGGCAACAGAAUCAAUGACACUUUUCCAUCAUGGUUGGCUUCUCUGCGAUCGUUACGUGUCCUCAUCCUCAGGUCUAAUGCGUUCCACGGGUCUUUAUAUCAUGACCACGUAUCUAAUGGGUUUCAACAUCUGAGAUUCAUCGAUAUAUCACAGAAUGGUUUCAGUGGAACUUUGUCACCUUUGUAUUUUUCCAAUUGGCGUGAGAUGGUGACAUCUGAGAGCUCUGAUCUAGGUACGGGGGAAGUGUACAUGGGGGAGGAAGGGCCAGAGUUCAGCCAUAGUAAUUCGAUGACUAUGAUAUAUAAAGGAGUAGAGACAGAGUUCUUAAAGAUCCCAUAUUCGUUUAGAGCCAUUGACUUCUCUGGAAACAGAUUUAAUGGGAAUAUACCUGAAUCCAUUGGUUUGUUGAUUGAACUGCGUCUUCUCAACUUGUCAGGCAACGUAUUCACUGGAAGCAUCCCUCAAGCAUUGGCAAAUUUGACAAACCUCGAGACGUUAGACGUGUCUCGUAAUCAGUUGUCAGGUCACAUUCCUCGAGACCUUGGUAGCCUCUCUUUUCUUUCGACGAUGAACUUCUCCCACAACCUUCUCGAAGGUCCAGUCCCACAAGGCACACAGUUUCAAAGCCAGAACUGUUCUAUAUUCAUGGACAACUUCAAGCUCUCCGGUCUCGAGAAAAUCUGUGGCAAAGCUCAUGCCCCGAAUUCUACACCACGAGAAUCCGAGGAACUGUCGGAACCAAAAGAACAAGUGAUAAACUGGAUAGCAGCUGCUAUAGCCUACGGACCUGGUGUGUUCUGUGGAUUAGUUAUUGGACAUAUCUUUGCUUCACACAAACACAAGUGGUUCCGUCGAAACAAGCGCAGAGUAGUAGUCAUCAAAAGUGCUCGUUGAACACCAUCAUCUCUCAUAAUAUGUUCGUUGUGAAAUCUGUGAGUGUUGUUGUACUUUGUGUUUGUAAAUUUUUACCUUUUGGUAUUUGUAAUAAUAAACUGCUUCCGUCCCGUGGAAUCUAAUCAGAAGAUGAAAAAUCUCCAAUAAUUUUUGGACUA
This is a messenger RNA of Camelina sativa (false flax), 2913 nucleotides long. Lineage: Eukaryota; Viridiplantae; Streptophyta; Magnoliopsida; Brassicales; Brassicaceae. The record is from RefSeq and is a predicted model, not a curated record.